This is a messenger RNA of Candidozyma auris, 423 nucleotides long. Its product is annotated as allantoicase. Gene Ontology annotation, molecular function: allantoicase activity. Lineage: Eukaryota; Fungi; Ascomycota; Pichiomycetes; Serinales; Metschnikowiaceae. The record is from RefSeq and is a predicted model, not a curated record. The transcript has a single exon. Bases 1 to 423 code for a protein of 140 amino acids. Gene Ontology annotation, biological process: allantoin catabolic process.
AUGCCCGAGAUUUACACCGAGGAGAAAUUCAACAAGGAGAUCGUGACCAACUACGUCGACGUGAUUGGCCAGAAAUUGGGGGGCCAGGUGUUGAGCUUCCUGGACGAGUUUUUCGCUCCAGCAGCCAACUUGAUCAAGUCCACUCCAGUGGUGUUUGACCCAACCAAGUUUGUCCACUCUGGAAAGUGGUUUGACGGCUGGGAAACCAGAAGACACAACACCGAGGAAGCUGAUUGGGUGAUCUUCAAAGCUGGCGUGAGCUCGGCAAGAAUCAUUGGCUGUGAGGUCGACACCGCUCAUUUCACCGGUAACGCUGCUCCUUUCAUCUCGGUGGAAGGUGUUCGUGCCGACGACGACUCAAAGUCGGCCCCGACUCGAAGUGGGAGGACAUCAUCUCCAAGGUCGAGUGCCACCCAUGCCUGA